This is a messenger RNA of Lagenorhynchus albirostris (white-beaked dolphin), 2817 nucleotides long. RefSeq names its product transmembrane protein 267 (gene TMEM267). The coding region runs from base 1058 to 1705 and encodes 215 amino acids. The record is from RefSeq and is a predicted model, not a curated record. The transcript has 3 exons. Lineage: Eukaryota; Metazoa; Chordata; Mammalia; Artiodactyla; Delphinidae.
GGCCAUGGCUCACAGGCCCAGCCGCUCCGCGGCAUGUGGGAUCUUCCCGGAUCAGGGCACGAACCCAUGUCCCCUGCAUCGGCAGGCGGACUCUCAACCACUGCGCCACCAGGGAAGCCCUUAUGCUCCUUUUGAAUCCUUCCUGCCCCUCCAGUCUCCAGGCAACCACUGAUCUGCUUUCUGUCACUUAGAUUAGUUUGUAUUUUCUAGAAUUGUAUAUAAAUGGAAUCAUACUAUGUACUCUUUUAAAACAAUAUUUCUAAAUGAAAAUUUCAAACAUAAAAGGAGUAUAAUGAACUAAAGUAUAUCCAUUACCUAAAUUUAACAAUUAUAACAUUUUCACAUACUUGCUUCAAUUAUUUACUUUUUAAAAAUAGACUUUUUUUUUAUAGUAGUUUUAGGUUUACGGGAAAAUGGAGCAGAGUAGAGAGUGUUCCCAUAUAUUCCUUCUACCUCUGCACACAUUUCUCCCUAUUAACUUUUUGCAUGACUGUGGCACAUUUGUUACAAUUAAUGAACCGAUAUUGAUACAUUAUUAUUGACUAAAGUCCAUAGUUUACAUUAGGGUUCAUUCUUUGUGUUAUACAGUUCUAUGGGUUUUGACUGUAAUCUUUUUUUUUUUUUUUUUUGGUCUGGUUUAGUGUUAUUUUAAGGUUCAUUCAUGUUUUUGUAUGAUUCACGUUUUGGUUUCUUUUUAUUUCUUUUUUUCCACAUUUUGUUUAUCCAGUUGGGUUGUUUCCAGCUUGGAGCUAAUGUAAAGAAAGCUGCUAUGAGCAUUGAUGUGCACGUCUUUGAUGUGCAAGUCUUUGUGCAGAUGUUUGCUCUCAUUUCUCGUAGGUAAAUACCUAGGAAUAGAAUGACUGAGUCAUAUGGUAGAAGUAUGUUCAACUUUUUCAGAACUGGAAAGUUGUAUCAGUUUACAUUUCCACUAGCAGUGUAUGAGAGUUCUGGUUGCUCCACAUCUUGUCAACAUUUGGAAUGGGUGACUGGGAAUGUAAACAAGAAUAAGCUGUUUGUUUCCUGAUGGCUUUUAGCAUAUAUUGACAUACCAUUUGUGAUGGCAUCUGAGACUGAGAAGACCCAUGCUUUACUCCAGUCUUGUAGCACUGAAUCUCUUAUUUCCAGCCUUGGUCUGGGCAUUUUCUGCCUAGUAGCUGACAGACUUCUUCAGUUUUCCAUAAUUCAACGAAAUGACUGGCUUCGUGCACUCUCAGAUAAUUCAGUACAUGGCGUGAUUGGCAUGUGGUCAUGGGCAAUAGUCAUUGGAAUCAAGAAGAAGACUGACAUUGGAGAAAUCGUCUUAGCUGGAUUUUUAGCCUCUGUUAUUGAUAUAGACCACUUUUUUCUAGCUGGAUCCCUAUCUUUAAAGGCUGCUAUUACUCUUCCACGAAGACCUUUCCUUCACUGUUCUACUGUGAUACCCGCUGUGGUUCUGACCCUGAAGUUUACGAUGCACCUUUUCAAGCUCAAAGAUUCAUGGUGCUGUCUUCCCUGGAUGUUAUUUAUAUCCUGGACCUCACACCAUAUUCGAGAUGCAAUUCGCCAUGGCUUGUGGAUAUGCCCAUUUGGAGAAACUUCUCCUUUGCCAUUUUGGCUUUAUGUAAUAAUCACAUCAUCUUUACCUCACAUCUGUUCAUUUGUUAUGUAUUUCACAGGGACGAGCCAAGUGAUGUCUUCAAAACAUGGAAAUUAUAUUGAUGUCUGAGAUAACCAUAUGGCAGUCUUAAAGAACCAAUGGUUGAGAUAAUGACAGCCAACAUUAAAGUGAAUUUUAAAAACAUGUUAGGUACUUAUAUUAAUUAUAAGAUGUAUAAUGAAUACUAACAUUUCUUUAUUUCAUAUAUUUUGUUCCUGACUGAAGUUUAAUUUGCCAAGUGCUUUAGUGAGUUGUGAUUACUGGCAGAAACUGCUUUUGUGCACUUAUGUUAUAAUAUUCUUAAAAGACAGUAACAUUAGACCUAGGUUAUUGUUUCAGAAAUAACUUUAGGAAAUAAUUAUUAUAAUAUGUUGACUGUAGUAACAUUCUACCAAAGUAGUAUUUUUUCAUUAUCUUUGCCCUCAAAUCUCAUGUGUUGGAGUUUUAACUGUUUUGAAAAACAUAACUAAAUUUAACAAAAUAUUUGUUUAAAAUUAACAUUAACAAAAUAUUGAUACUUGACUCAUAACCAUAAAAUCCACAAAAAAGGACCUAACCAAUAAUGUCAUUUCAAAUGUAAACUCCUGAAUGUGCCAUUAAAAUUGUUUUAGUUGCUAUCAAUUUGUUUACAUACUAUUCUAAAAUAUUAUACCAGUUAAAUCAUUUUUUUAAAAUUUGCCUGAUACUAAGAGACAAAACAAUUUUUUUUCAAAAAAGUAGUUUUAGGAAAUUGACUUUUUCCUUUGUUCUUUCAGGUUAUCUUCUGUUAAAAAUGAUUAACCUUUAUUAGAGAAGGAAAAUUGAGUUGCUGUAAGUUUUACAUUUGCACAGUUUAAUAUACUUUGACAUAACAAUCAGUGCCCCAAAGGCACCUGUUUUUUGGUAGCAUUUGUACCAGCUGCUGUCUUCAGAUUUUCUUACACAUUUGUGUUUGUAAUGCUGGUGACUGUGUGCCUUAACCUCUGAGAAGUGAUGAAACAGUGCCUUAUCCAAAGUUAAACAGAGUUCUGUAAAUUGUUAUAAAGGGUCAGCCUCUUUACUUUUUGUUGUUAAGCAAUUGGUUGCAAUCUGUUAUAUUUUAUAAUUUAUUAGCUCUUACAAUGUAUUAUUGUCUUUUGAGAGCAAUUAUUGUCAAUUUAGUUGGUUUAAUAGUAAACAUUAUAUAGUGGGGGUAAAUUUGA